AUGGCUGUGCUGAUCUCAAACAUUCUCCGAUUCAUCAUUUCCCUGGUGGGGCUGGCAGGAAAUUCUGUGGUGCUCUGGCUCCUGACUUUCCACAUGCAGAGGAAUGCUUUCUCCGUCUACAUCCUCAACUUGGCAGGAGCUGAUUUUGUCUGUCUAUCCACCCACAUGAUAUCCUCCAUAACUCAUUUGAUCAUAGAUAUCAAACUAGACUUAGCCAUCAUGUUUCGAGUUUAUUUUAUAACAUUUGUCUUUCCCUAUGUCGUAGGCCUGAGCAUUCUCACUGCCAUUAGCACUGAGCGCUGCCUCUCUGUCCUACUGCCCAUAUGGUAUCAUUGUCAUCGCCCAAAACACAUGUCAUCUGUCGUGUGUACCCUGCUCUGGGCCCUGUCCCUUCCCUUUAUCAUCCUAAGAAUGGAGGGUGAUGGCUUAUUGUUUAGAAAAACUGAUAGAUAUUUGUGUAAUCUAAUAGAUUUCAGCAUUGCCACGUGGCUGAUUUUCUCCUUUGUGCUUCUGUUUGGGUCCAGCCUGGUGCUGCUGACCAGAUUGCUGUGCGGCUCCCAGAAGCUGAGGUUGACCAGGCUGUAUGUGACCAUCGGGCUCACAGUGCUGCUCUUCCUGCUCUGUGGACUACCCUGGGGAAUCAGUUAUUUUCUCUUAUACCGGAUGUCAAAUGUUUCUACUAUAUACACCACAAAAGAAUUUCAAGUGACCAGUGUAUUAUCCUGUGUCAACAGCUGUGCCAAUCCCAUCAUUUACUUCUUUGUUGGCUCUUAUAGGCAGCAGCAAAGACAGCAAAGAAAGAGCCUCAAAGUAAUUCUGCAGAGAGCUUUGCAGGAUGCUCCUGAGGAGGAUGGAAUCCAAGGCAGCCCUCCUCAGGAGUCCCUGGAGAUGUCAGGAAAUACUCAUGGAACUAACUCAAUCAAAAUGUAG
Sorex araneus (European shrew) is the source of this 930-nucleotide messenger RNA. RefSeq names its product mas-related G-protein coupled receptor member X2-like. Gene Ontology annotation, biological process: G protein-coupled receptor signaling pathway. Gene Ontology annotation, molecular function: G protein-coupled receptor activity. The record is from RefSeq and is a predicted model, not a curated record. NCBI's taxonomy places the organism in Eukaryota, Metazoa, Chordata, Mammalia, Eulipotyphla, Soricidae. The transcript has a single exon. Bases 1 to 930 code for a protein of 309 amino acids. Gene Ontology annotation, cellular component: membrane.